AUGUUCCAGGAACUAGGAAAGCAUAACGCCCGAGCAGUGGUUAGGGUCUGUGAGCCAACUUAUGCGAAAACACCGCUGAUCUCGAACGGCAUCGACGUACUGGACUGGGAAUUCGACGACGGUAGUGCACCACCUCCUGAGUUGAUCAAUAAGUGGCUCUCGCUUGCAAAAGAAAGCUUCAAAUUACAUCCGGAUCAGUGUAUUGCCGUGCACUGUGUUGCUGGAUUGGGCCGAGCCCCAGUGCUUGUAGCAAUCGCUCUGAUGGAAGCGGGAAUGAAAUACGAGGACGCUGUUGAUCUCAUUAGGCGGCACCGACGUGGAGCACUGAACCAGAGGCAGCUGAAUUUCUUGCAGAAAUACAAAGCAACCGGGCAGCUGCGAAAGCUUCGGUACAACAUCGAGGGGAAGCAGGACAGGUGCUCUGCGAUGUGA
Molecule: messenger RNA, 432 nt
Organism: Gongylonema pulchrum
Lineage: Eukaryota; Metazoa; Nematoda; Chromadorea; Rhabditida; Gongylonematidae
Source: the annotation of a GenBank genome assembly